AUGACCGGACCUCUUCCACCCUCGAUAUCUAAUUGUUCGAAACUUAGGUUUCUUGAAGUGAACUACAACAAUUUUAGUGGGAAGCUGAAAAUUGACUUUGCAAAAGUAAAGGAUAUAUAUUUUGUAUCCUUGGGUAAUAACAUCUAUGGAUUUGGAGAAGCAGACGAUAUGAAGUUUAUUGAUACUUUGAAGAACUGCAGCAGAAUAAAGGUGUUACAUCUUAGUAACUGCAAUUUUCAAGGAGUGCUUCCCACAUCAAUUGGUAAUCUUUCUGAUCAAAUAAGUAUUCUAACUUUAGAUAGAAAUGAUUUUCAUGGAAACCUCCCUUCAAGUAUAGGUAAUCUGGUCGGCUUGAUCGGUUUCUCUUUAACAGAAAACCGAUUUACAGGAAAAAUCCCCUCCGCCAUUGGAAACAUUCCUAGUAGCAUUGGUGGUUGUACUAGCCUUUUAUUCUUAUCCCUCAAAGGCAACACAUUUCAAAGCAUGGGCGAUGUACCGGUGGUCGGAGUGUUUGCCAAUGCAAGUGCAUUCUCUGUUUUCGGGAAUAGUAGGCUUUGUGGUGGCUUGACUGAACUUGGGUUGCUCAAAUGCAAUACAAAAAAACAUAAGAAAAGGUUUCCUUUGUUCGAAAUAGUCAUUUUGAUUUCAUUCACACUUUUCAGCAUUUUAUGUAUUGUGUAUGCUUGUAAGAAAAGGAAGGGCCAAGUGUCUCACUCUCAAUCAUUGAGGGACAAACGAUUCAUGCAAGUCUCAUACAGUCAACUUCUCAAGGCUACCAAUGGCUUCUCCCAAGCCAAUUUGAUUAGUGAGGGUGGAUUCAGCUCUGUUUACAAAGGGAUCCUUAAUCGCAAUGAUAGAUUUGUUGCGGUCAAAGUUAUACAUCUUCAAAACCGAGGUGCUCACAAAAGCUUUAUAGCAGAGUGUGAAGCAUGGAGGAGUAUUCGUCACCGGAAUAUAUUGAAGAUAAUAACUUCAUGUUCAAGUGUUGAUUUUCAAGGCAAUGACUUCAAAGCUUUAGUAUAUGAGUUCAUGCCCAAUGGGAGCUUACAUGAUUGGUUGCAUUCAAGUGUAAGUAAAUCAAGACUGAACCUUCUUCAAAGAAUAAAUAUUCUCAUUGAUAUCGCAUCUGCACAUGAUUAUCUUCACAAUCACUGUCUGCCAACCAUCGUUCACUGUGACCUGAAGCCUAGCAACGUUCUACUUGAUGAUGAUAUGGUGGCCCAUGUUGGAGAUUUUGGCUUAGCUCAAUUUCCUGGAAUAAAUUCAAACCAAAAGAACACAAGUGGCAUUAGGGGAACAAUUGGAUAUGCACCUCCAGGUGAAGCCCUUAGCUGGUACAAAUACCUAACCACCAAUCAGUUACUUACCAAUUGGACAGAAUUCUGUAGAGCCAUGGAACUCCAGUUUGGACCAUCCUCAUAUGAAAACCAUCAAGCAAGCCUAUUCAAGCUAAAACAGACCUCCAUAGUUGCAGCCUAUCAAGCCGAGUUUGAAAAAAUCAGUAAUUGUGUUGAUGGCUUAACACUUGUAUCCAUUCGUAAUUGUUUCAAAUCGGGACUUCACAACGACGUCCAGAAUGAAAUUGCCCUGCACCACCCCAUCUCUCCAUCAAGCUUAUGGUCUUGCUAA
Messenger RNA from Lactuca sativa (garden lettuce), 1629 nucleotides. NCBI's taxonomy places the organism in Eukaryota, Viridiplantae, Streptophyta, Magnoliopsida, Asterales, Asteraceae. The record is from RefSeq and is a predicted model, not a curated record.